Messenger RNA from Clupea harengus (Atlantic herring), 2185 nucleotides. RefSeq names its product coagulation factor II, thrombin (gene f2). NCBI's taxonomy places the organism in Eukaryota, Metazoa, Chordata, Actinopteri, Clupeiformes, Clupeidae. Gene Ontology annotation, molecular function: serine-type endopeptidase activity; calcium ion binding. The record is from RefSeq and is a predicted model, not a curated record. Gene Ontology annotation, biological process: proteolysis; positive regulation of blood coagulation; blood coagulation. Gene Ontology annotation, cellular component: extracellular region.
AGUAGUUAAGUAUUAACUAGUCAGCACCCUGUUUCUGUGAGUCGAGGUCUGUGUGAAGGCAUUGGGACGUGUGGGGUCCAGGGUUUCAUGCAGACUCAAAGUCUUUGUUAAGAGUUCUUUCUCAACCACAGUUAGAAAUGGGUGGAAUUCCAGCAACUCUACUCCUCAGCCUCUUUCUCAGCUUUGUUCUUCAGGUCAUGUGUAGAGAUGUAUUUAUCAAGACCGAAGGAGCCUCUCAGUUUUUAGUCAGAGACAAGCGAGCAAAUUCAUAUUUUGAGGAGGUGAAGCCUGGUAACCUGGAGCGUGAGUGUCUGGAGGAGAUAUGUGAUCACGAAGAAGCCCGUGAAGUGUUUGAGCAGCCUCAGACAACGAAACAAUUUUGGUGGAAAUACCAGGGCUGUGAGGGCACAACAUUGCCCAGAGAUGAAACGUCUAUAAAAAAGCUCAGAUCCUGCUUGAAUGCUUCAGGUGAAUGUUCGUAUGAAAAUGGAGAGACCUACAAGGAAGCUGUAUCCCUCACCUCGAGUGGAAAGGCAUGUCAGUACUGGGGUAGCAACUUUCCACACAAAAUAACGGAAUUCAACGCAUCCCUGGAUGAGUCAUUGCAAAAGAACUAUUGCCGAAAUCCUGAUCAGAGUCCCGAUGGACCCUGGUGCUUCACUCGUGAUCCCACUGUCAGAAGAGAGAGCUGUGCUAUUCCUAAUUGUGAAGGACCAUAUGCUCCUGCUCCCCUUCCUAUAGACGUUAAUGUGACUAUCGAUUACUCCAGUAAAGCAAACUGCUUACCUAACCAAGGCAAAGACUAUAAAGGAACCCUGUCUGUCACUAUGAGGGGCUUCACAUGUCUGCCCUGGGCUUCACCUAAAGCAGUUAAGAAGGCUGUAGGAAAAGAGUUUCUCCCUGAAGUUAAACUGGAGGUGAACUACUGCAGAAAUCCAGACGAUGACACAGAAGGACCUUGGUGCUUUGUAGAUUACCCCAAUGUCACCAUGGACUACUGUGAGCUGGAGUUGUGUGAGGAUCCCCUAGAGGGUGAAGAUAUAGGGGUAGAUACGACGCAAAUACGUCAGCGAACUGUGAGACCUGGACCUAGAAAACCUUUCUUCAGUCCCCGGAGUUUUGGCAGCGGGGAACUGGUGUGUGGACAGCGCCCCAUGUUUGAGAAAGUGGGUACAGCAGACAAAAAAGAACAGGAAUUACUCGAUUCUUAUCGUGACAAGAGAAUUGUGAAAGGGGACGAUGCAGAAGUUGGAAGUGCCCCAUGGCAGGUGAUGCUGUACAAGCGUAGCCCCCAGGAGCUGCUGUGUGGGGCUAGUUUGAUCAGCGACGAGUGGGUCCUCACUGCCGCUCAUUGUAUCCUCUACCCACCAUGGAACAAGAACUUCACCAUUAACGAUAUACUUGUUCGGCUCGGCAAAUACUCUCGCUCUAAGUUUGAGAGAGGUAUUGAAAAAAUUGUGGCUCUUGAUCAAAUCAUUGUCCAUCCUAAAUACAACUGGAAGGAGAACCUUAACCGUGACAUUGCUCUCCUGCAUAUGAGGAGGCCCAUAGAGUUUUCAGCUCGAAUUCAUCCAAUUUGCUUGCCCACCAGGCAGGUGGCGAAAGAUUUGAUGUCGGUUGGAUUUAAGGGUCGUGUGACAGGUUGGGGGAACCUCUAUGAGACAUGGUCAUCUUCUCCAAAAGUACACCCUGCAGUCCUUCAGCAGGUCCAGCUGCCCAUUGUCGAGCAAGACACCUGCCGGAAAUCCACCGCCAUUCGUAUCACAGACAACAUGUUUUGUGCUGGAUUCGCACCAGAGGCGAACAUAAGCGGCGAUGCUUGUGAAGGGGACAGUGGUGGUCCUUUUGUCAUGAAGAGUCCUACAGAUAAUCGCUGGUAUCAGAUUGGAAUUGUGUCUUGGGGUGAGGGCUGUGACCGGGAUGGAAAAUAUGGAUUCUACACUCAUCUUUUCCGCAUGAGGAGGUGGAUGAGGAAGGUCAUUGACGCUACAGAUGAUGAUGAUGAAUAAUGGGCUGUUUUAUGCUAUCCUGAGAUGUUCUCCCACUUCGUCCAAUUUGACAAAAGUGUGUGAAAGUGAGAACAGGAGUUUGACCUUUGUUUUGUGUUAUGAAUCCCAUUUGGUUGAAGCUUGACUGAGUGAAGAUACCAUCUAUGGAAUAAUAAAAAUAUUAAAUGAAAUGAAAA